Molecule: messenger RNA, 1480 nt
Organism: Erigeron canadensis
Lineage: Eukaryota; Viridiplantae; Streptophyta; Magnoliopsida; Asterales; Asteraceae
Exons: 2
Coding region: 96-974 (292 amino acids)
Biological process (GO): microtubule-based process
Cellular component (GO): dynein complex
Molecular function (GO): dynein intermediate chain binding; dynein light intermediate chain binding
Source: RefSeq, a predicted model, not a curated record
GUUAUCCAACUUCCAAUGCUCUCAAACACACACACACACUAGAUUCUCACUAAACCACCUAAAAACACACUCCAAAUCACAACCACACCGCUACAAUGCCAUACAACCCCACCCACCGGAGAAACCUCUCAGCCCCAAACACACCCGUAAACAACCACCACAACCCACACCCCUCAGGCACCACUAUCCAAGAAAUCUCAACCCAUUUUUCAAGAUUGUAUCAAAACCAUAAAGCUUGUACCUUGUUACAACCAUCUUCAAUAAUGGAUAAAUUGUCCAUUUUACAACCCACCACCACACGCCCUUUUAAUGAAACACCCACUUCAAUGGUCUUGACCAAAUCACAAAGUCAAAGAACUAGUGGACCCACUUCUAUAAUCUUGACUAAAUCACAAAGUCAAAGAACUAGUGGAGGAGCUAGAAACAGAGGAUACCAUUACACAGCUGGUUAUCUUAACAAUGAGCCUAAAGAACAAGAAGAAAGUAUCAAGGAAACCAUUGUAAUUAAUAACAGUAAAAAACCAGCCAUGAAUGUUAAUGGGUGUGGUAAGUUUAUUCCAGAAAACCAAGAAAUGAGGAAAUUACAGCAUGGGCUUGAGGUAAAAAUGCAAACUUUGGUAUCAAGUGGGAUAAAUAAGGGGAUAAGAAGGUCAUGUGGGUAUGUAGAAAUGGCUGAUUUCUUGGCUUAUAAUGGUGUGAAAGUAGUGUCUACUGAUAUGCCUUCAUUCAUGCAAAUUCAUGCUGUGGAUGUGACUAGAAAGACUUAUGAUAGUCUUGAAAAGUUUACUGCUAAAACCCUUGCUUUGACUCUCAAAAAGGAAUUUGAUGGAACUUAUGGACCAUCAUGGCAUUGCAUUGUGGGGUUGAGUUUCGGGUCAUUUGUGACACAUUCUGUGGGUGGAUUCUUGUAUUUCUCUAUGGACCAGAAGCUAUUUGUUCUCUUGUUCAAGACUAGCGUCCGCAAGGCACAUUGACCACAAGACCCGCCCAGUACGUAAUGAUAAUAAUAUAAGCCUAACCCGUUAGAAUGUUGGCUCACACCCUUUUCACCUAAUCCAUAUUUUAGCGGCCACCUCACAAUUAGAUCAAAGUAGGAAAAGAGCCCCUUCCCUGUACAAUCAUUCUCCUUGCAAACAUUCGACUCAACUCAAAGACAAAGAUAUGCUGCUAGGCUGCUAGCUUUGUUUACAAAGAGUUGUAUUGUACCUUGUAGAUCAAGAUCCAAAACUUUUAGUUUGUUACUUUGUUAUUGAAGAGUAGUGGGCCUCAAGAUUUCUGUAUGAUGGUCUCAUAUCCAAGGCCCAUUCAAAUGCAGAAUCUGUUCAUAAAAUAGUUUAAAAAGUUGUACUUCAUGAGUUGAAUUUUAAAAUUUUAGGGUUGGGAAAUGAUUUUUUAUGCCAUAACAGUACAACUUGUUAACUUAGGUAAAAGAAUCAGAGUGUAUCUUUUUUGUUUAUAUAGUAAUUGUACAAUACCCGUG